AUGCCUCCCAAGAAGGUCGCCGCUCCUAAGGAGAACAUCUCCCUGGGCCCCUCUGCCCGCGAUGGCGAGCUCGUCUUCGGCGUUGCCCGUAUCUUCGCCUCCUUCAACGAUACCUUCGUCCACGUCACCGAUCUGUCCGGCCGUGAAACCAUCACCCGUGUUACCGGUGGAAUGAAGGUCAAGGCUGACCGUGACGAGUCCUCCCCCUACGCCGCCAUGUUGGCUGCCCAGGACGUCGCCGCCCGCUGCAAGGAGCUUGGCAUCAACGCUCUGCACAUCAAGAUCCGUGCCACUGGUGGUAACGGUACCAAGACCCCCGGCCCUGGUGCCCAGUCUGCUCUCCGUGCUCUGGCCCGUGCCGGCAUGAAGAUUGGCCGCAUUGAGGACGUUACUCCUACCCCCUCCGACUCUACCCGCAGAAAGGGUGGUCGCCGUGGUCGUCGUUUGUAA
Trichoderma gamsii is the source of this 450-nucleotide messenger RNA. Its product is annotated as 40S ribosomal protein S14. The record is from RefSeq and is a predicted model, not a curated record. The transcript is spliced from 3 exons. Bases 1 to 450 code for a protein of 149 amino acids. Gene Ontology annotation, molecular function: mRNA 5'-UTR binding; small ribosomal subunit rRNA binding; structural constituent of ribosome. Lineage: Eukaryota; Fungi; Ascomycota; Sordariomycetes; Hypocreales; Hypocreaceae. Gene Ontology annotation, cellular component: ribosome; cytosolic small ribosomal subunit. Gene Ontology annotation, biological process: translation; maturation of SSU-rRNA from tricistronic rRNA transcript (SSU-rRNA, 5.8S rRNA, LSU-rRNA); ribosomal small subunit assembly.